Drosophila elegans is the source of this 3212-nucleotide messenger RNA. RefSeq lists its product as uncharacterized. The transcript has 2 exons. Gene Ontology annotation, molecular function: chitin binding. The coding region runs from base 10 to 3141 and encodes 1043 amino acids. Lineage: Eukaryota; Metazoa; Arthropoda; Insecta; Diptera; Drosophilidae. The record is from RefSeq and is a predicted model, not a curated record. Gene Ontology annotation, cellular component: extracellular region.
CGACUGCGGAUGAUUUAUCACGUGUGCUCUUUGUGGGCAUUGAUAUGCUUGAUGCAUACAUCUCUAGCGUCUGUCAUAAAGGAUUCUAUUAAAUGUACUGAGGGUUCCGUAGCUGUCGACGUCGAUGAUUGUGCCAGCUAUUUUCAGUGUCUCGAUGAUGAAACAGUGCACAUGAGCUGUCCCAAUGGAAGUUAUUUUGAGGCCAAAAAUGAGGUUUGCGUGGUGGAUGAGUUUGAUGUCUGUCCCACUUCAAGAAGAAAAUGUUUCGAGGGCCAACUUUUUGAGGAUUUCAAUGAUUGUGCCGCUUACCUGAUGUGUUCACAUGGAAAGCUGGUAAUGAAAAGAUGCCCUAUUGGAAGUUAUUUUAAUAUAAUAUCGAAAAGCUGCCGCAUGGAUAGAAGAACUUUAUGUACACCCGAGAAGAAAAUAUGUUUGGAAGGAGAAAUAACAGUGGAUUCCGAGGACUGCGCCGGCUAUUUGGAGUGUGUCAAUGGAGUGGUUGAGAAGAAAAAGUGUCCCAGCGGAAGCUUCUUCGAAGCCAUUUUCAAACUCUGCCAGGUUGACGAGAAUGGUGUUUGUUCCUCUGCAUCGGAUCAAUGCAGUGAAGGGGAGGUUCAGGUGGACCCUAAUAACUGUGCUGGAUACCUAAACUGCCAAAGCGGAAAGCUGGAAUCUAAAAGUUGUCCCAGUGGCAGUUACUUUGAGCCCACUUACAAAACCUGCAUCGUCGAUGUGAAUGGCGUGUGCGUUGAGGCCCCAGCCAAGUGUACAGAAGGAGAGCUGAAAUUGGACCCCAAUAACUGUUCGGGAUACCUUAAAUGUAUCGGUGGUGAACUGGUGGAGGAGCAGUGUUCAGUUGGUACCUAUUAUGAUUCAAAAUUGGAAGCAUGUUUGGUAGACAGUGAGGGUGCUUGUGUCACAACCUUUAAACUUUUUAUCGAAGGAGUUCGGGAAGAAGAUCCCCAGAUAUGUAAAAAGUCGGAAGAGAAAUACAAGAUUGAUUAUACAGCGAGUACUGUUGCCGAUGUUCAUCAACAAACAGGCAGUACUGUUGCCGAAUUAUAUCACAACUCGAAAAGUAGAGUUGGUGAUAUCCUUCAGCAGACAGGAAGUACUGUUCCCGAUUUCCAGCUACAAACACAGAGUACUGUUGUUGAAUUAAAGCAAUCUACAGAGAGUACUACUGAAAAUUUGCAUCCACACACAGAGAGUACAGUUGGUGAUUUCCUUCACUAUACAAAGAGUACUGUUCACGAUUUCCAUCAAUAUACAGAUAGUACUGUUGCUGGAUUUUCUCAUAACACCGAUAGUACUACCGAAAACUUGCAUCCAUAUACGGAGAGUACAAUUGUUGAUAUCCAUCAGAAUUCAGAUAGUGGUGUUGCCGAACAAACAGGUAGCAUUGUUAAUGAAAUAUAUCAUUGCAGGGAGAGUAUUGCGAACAAUUUGGAGCAAUAUACGGCGAGUACAGUUGGUGAUUUCUUUCAGACUACAGGAAGAACUGUUGCUGACAUUGUUCACCAAACAGAGACUACUGUUGCUGAAUUAAAUCAAUCCACAGAGAGUACUACCACAAAUUUGCAUCAAUAUACGGAGAGUACUGUUGGCUAUUUCCAUCAAUAUACAGAGAAUACUGUUGCCGAUUUCUACCAUCAAACCGAUAGUACUGUUGGUCAACAAACAGGUAGUACUGUUGAUGAAAUAAAUCAAUCUUCUGGGAGUACAACUGUAAAUGUACAUCUAUAUACAGAGAGUACAAUUGGCUAUUUUCUUCAGUAUACAGAGAGUACUGUUACCGAUUUUCCAAUGCAUACAGAGAGUACUGUUGAUUUACAUCAGUUUACUGAGACUACUACGGAUAAUUUUCCUCAAUUUACGGAUGGUGAUUUCCUUCAGUAUUCAGAGAGUACUGCUGCCGAUUUAUAUCAACAAGCAAGUAGUAAUGUUGAUGAAUUUAUUCAUAGCACGGAGAGUACUACUGAAAGUACAGGAUACUAUACAGUCAGCACUGUUGCCGACUUCCAUCAAUAUGCAGAGAGUACUGUUACUGAAUUAAAUAAAUACACGGAGAGUACUACCGAUAAUUUGCAUCAAUAUACGGAAAGUACAGUUGGUUUUUUCCAUCAAUAUACAGAGAGUACUGCUGCCGAUUUCCAUGAACAAACAGAGGGUAUUGUUGAUGAGGCAGAUCAAUACAGAGAAAUUUCUAUCGAAAAUUUGGAAGUUGCAGUUGUUGGGUUGCCAUCUACUGAUGCAAUUCUGCAGAUACUCACAUCCAACAUAACCUGCGUUAUGGACGUAAAUGGAGUGUGUGUCGACCCACUUGCAAAGUGCACAAAAGGACAGAAGAAACUAGAUCCCAAUAACUGCGCAGGAUACCUUUUAUGCACUGAUGAAGGACAGAAGGAGGAGUUGUGUCCCAGUGGCUUCUACUUCGAUACCAAUUUGAACGCCUGUUUUGUGGAUAGUAGAGCUCUUUGUAUCACGAAUAUUAAAUUUUGCAUCGAAGGAGUUCGCGAACAAGACCCACAGGAUUGCGCUGGAUACAGACAAUGCAUCCGAGGCCAGGUCGAAAGUCGCAGAUGUCCCUUUGGCAGUUACUUCAAUGUUGCCGAAAGGGAUUGCCUUCCUGAUGAGCACAAAGUUUGUGUUAAGACGCAAGAGAACUCUUUCUCCGAUUUGCAAUCUAGUGAUUCCGAUCAGCAGGUAUUCCUACCCGAUCAAACCUGUGUAUUGGACUCCAAUGGGCUGUGUGCUGACCCUCUCCCAAAGUGCAGAGAAGGACAACUAAAACUGGACCCCAAUAAUUGUGCAGGUUACAUGAUAUGCAUCGAUGGAGUGUUGAUAGCAGAACUAUGUCCCAGAGGCUCCUACUACGAGUCAGAAUUUAAGGCCUGUUUGGUGGACAGAAGGGGCAUUUGUGUCACUAAUAUCGAAAUUUGUGAUGAAGGUCUUCGCGAAGAAGACCCCCAUGAUUGCGCAGGAUACAGAGAAUGCAUUCGGGGUGAGGUCCAAAAUCUAAAGUGUCCUUCUGGAAGUUACUUUAGUGUGCUCCAAAGAGAUUGCCUUAUUGAUCUGGAUGAGGUAUGCGUGAAUACGGGAUUCAAAUACUACGAGAAUUACCUUCUACAUCAAUAUUAGAAGAGUCGACUUUCCAGUUAGCAAUUGUGGAGGGCUCCUUAGUUUUAAAAUGAAAAUAAAAUGCAAGCGAA